UCGGAGUCGUCGCCUUGCAAGUUGCAAAUUAUUGCUUCUCUUUUCUUUCUCCUCCAAGCUAUUGUUAGCUAGAUCAACAUCAAACAUUUCCUGCAUCCUUCAUCCAGAGCUAUGGCAGGAGCUUUGGUAGGUGCCACGGCUGGCUUCUUCGCCAACAAGGUGGCAAUUCUCGUCGAACUCGACGAGAAACUCAAGGCGAUGGCUGGUACCAAAAGGAAGAUAGAGAAGUUCAAGGAGUUGUUGACGAACACUGACUCGGUGAUCCAAAACGUCGAGUCCCGCCCUUCUAUUAACCCUGAUGUGAAGGAGUUGCUGAAGAAGCUCAAAUACUUGGCCUACGAUCUCGAGGAUGUUGUGGAUUAUUAUGACACCAAAGUCUUGCAGAAGAAGCAGAGAUCAAACACUGCUUUAAGGCCGGUGCGUGAUUUCUUCUCUCCUAAUAAUCAAGUUGUGUUUAAGAGUAGGAUAGGCAGCAUGAUAAAAGCUAUAACAGAAAGUCUGGAAUCUAUUUUGCUGCAAAAGUCCAUUCUUCUCAAUUUGCCACCAGGCAUGUCGCAACCAAGUCCUUACAGAGAGAACCACUCCCGCAAUAGGUUUGUUGUUAAAGGGAGAGAACCAGAGAAGCAGAUGAUUGUCAACAUGUUGAUAGAUGAUGAUGAAAGCAGCCAUGAUACAGUGAAGGUCAUUGCCAUCGUUGGGAUGGGUGGCCUGGGGAAGACUACACUUGCUCAGCUUGUUUACAAUGAUCAGAGGGUGCAAGAUCAUUUUGCAAGUCCAACAAUGUGGACAGUUGUUGGGGCAGAAUUUGAUCCUGCAAACAUAAUGAAGUCUGUAUUAGAGUUGACUACUGAGGCAACAGUCAACAUCUCAGAAAUAGAUUUAGUGAGGCAGAAACUGGAAAAAGCAUUAUCUGGGAAGAGAUUUCUGCUUGUGCUGGAUGAUGUAUGGAAUGAAGAUCAAGAAAAGUGGGAUGUACUGAAAGCAACCUUAAUAUGUGGGGCGAAAGGAAGCAAAAUUUUGGUGACAACCCGUAGCCAAAACGUCUCUUCAAUUAUGGGCUCAUCCAAUACCACCACCCACCAAAUACAACAGUUGUCCAAAGAUGAUUGUUUGUCCUUGUUUCAACAAUUUGCUUUUGGAGACAACGAAGCAGAUGAUCAUCAAAACUUGAUGGAAAUUGGUGGAAAGAUUGUUGAGAAAUGUGGCGGUGUUCCUUUGGCUGCCAAAUCACUUGGUAGCAUGCUCCGUGGCACUCGAGAUGAGACUUAUUGGUCCUCCGUAUUGAAGAGUGAAAUAUGGCAGCUCCGAGAUGAGGAACAGAAAGUGUUAGCUGUACUAAAAUUGAGCUAUGACGUUCUCUCUCCACAGUCAAAGAAGUGUUUUACAUUUGGCUCCUUGUUCCCGAAAGACUAUCCGAUGCGAAAGGAUGAAUUGAUAAAGCUGUGGAUAGCAAAUGAUUUUGUACGUUCAGAAGGAAAUUUUGAUGCGGAAACAAAUGGCAACCACAUCUUUGAUGAUCUUGUGAGGAGAUCAUUCUUUCUCUUGGACCUUUUUGAAGAUGAUCCUAAUGUAGCAAACAUCACGAUGCAUGAUUUGAUGCAUGAUCUGGCACGAUCUGAAUCUGCAUAUGCAUAUUGGAAUUCUUAUCAAGACUCGGUGGAAGUUAUUCAAAAACGAGCAUAUCAUUUGCAAGUAGUUGAAGGAAAGUUACCAGACAUGACUCAGGUCUUCGGCAAGAAACCAUUGUACUUGCGCACUUUUAUGUCCCUUAUGCCCCGAUAUUCAUCUUCAUUGAGUAUCAAUCUGCUUGAAGUCUUCUCGAAAUUGAAAUACUUGCGGGCGUUAGAUUUAACUGGUUGUGGCAUCAGGAAGAUAUCGGCGUCAAUAGAAAAUCUGAUACAUUUGAGGUACCUCAACUUAUAUUACAAUACAAUUGAAGUUCUACCCGACUCUAUAACCUAUCUAUCCAAUUUACAGUAUCUCAAUCUCGGUUUCAAUCACGAACUUCGAGAGCUACCAAAAGAGUUAGGGAAUAUGCAAAACCUUCGGGAACUUGAUUUAGUAAUGGAUAAUAGAUUGAUACACAUUCCCUGUGGAUUAUCUCGGCUAACUAACCUUCGAAGUUUACCUGUCUUUAUUGCUAGUGACAAAACUGGCGCAUGCUCAAUUAGGGAGCUUGAGGAUUUGAAGCUUCAGGGAGAAAUGAUAAUUAAAUUUUCUGAUGAUUUUAAGAAUUAUUCUUGCAGUGGAAGAAAAAUCUUGAAGAAUAAAGUUCUUAAUAAACUACUCAUAGAGUUUAAUGGUUCAGGAAGUUAUCACAAGGACAUGUUGGAUGAUCUUUCUCCCAACACGACCUUAAAGAAGUUGCAUAUAUCGAACUAUACAAGCCCACAAUUUCCAACAUGGAUGAAAGAGCUACAACUGCCAAAUUUGGUUGAAGUUCACCUCCACUGUAGUUGUGGGCAUAUUCCUCCUCCAUUUCGAAAUCUGCAGUCUCUCAAGAGACUUACUUUCUCUAUGCAUGGCAUUACACAUCUGGGCGCUGAGUUCCAUGGGUCAGGAGGCUUUCCUUCCCUUCAAGAACUCAAAUUGUCUCGCAUGGAUGAUUUACAGGAAUGGUCAGAGUCUCAUGUUGAUGAUCAGUUGUUCCCUUCUCUGCGGUGGCUGCACAUUUUCCGAUGUCCUAAUUUGAAAAGUACACCGAGGCUUCCCACACUCCGACACCUUGAGAUAUUAUGCUGCAGUCAGAGCAUACUCUCAUGUAUCGGUAGGCUAACUUCUCUUUCUUUUCUCAGAGUGCAUAGUAUCUAUGGCGUGACAUCUCUUCCAAGUGGCUGCAUCAGAAACCUUACAUCAUUGACGGAAUUACAAAUUAUAUCAUGCAGACAACUCCAAUCUCUUCCUGGGGAUGAAAUGCAGUACCUUCAAAUGCUUCGUUCAUUGACCAUUGAAGGGUGUAUUAAUUUGGCAUCCUUCCCGUCGGAAGUGGGGAGUCUCACUUCUCUUUGUCGUCUACAGCUCUCACAAUGUCCAAGUAUAAUAUUGCAACCAGAAGAAUUCGUACGAAUCUUGAAUUCAGUAGAUGAGUUCCAAAUACAGAUUUGUGGCGACAAUGUCAAUUUAUGUGGGCGACUGCAAUACUUACGCAUGCUCGAAAAAUUGUCUCUAUAUGGUGCACGUUAUCGAGCACCUUUAACCUGGUACACUAAUCAGUAUAAAAAAUCACAGUUACGUAUUUGUUGUUGUAAUGAAUUGGAGUCGUUGAUGACAGCAGAACCAGCAAACAAUAUUGUGCUAGAAGAACUAUACAUAUGUGGAAUUUACAAUCUCAAGACCUUGCCUGAUUGGCUGCAGCAUCUCAAGUUUCUUCGUUUACUAUCAGUCGAGAACUGCCCACUAUUAGAAACGGUGCCAAGGGGUUUAAAGAAUCUACAUAUGUUGGAAACUUUGAAGAUUGCCAAUUGCCCACUACUGGAAAGUAGAUGCGAAAGGGAAACAGGUGUAGACUGGCCGAUCAUCUCACAUGUGCGAAAUGUUUAUGUACGCUCCUCAGCCGGACAUGGAGAAGAGGUCGAGGAUGAAGAUUGGGCAGAUAUGAAGACUGAGCAGAUGAAGACUCGGCAUGAGAUCAUAGUUGCAUCUUAUGAAAUCCUUUAGUAAAAUUUCAUAAUUCUCAU
Zingiber officinale is the source of this 3677-nucleotide messenger RNA. RefSeq names its product putative disease resistance protein RGA3. Gene Ontology annotation, molecular function: protein binding; ADP binding. Gene Ontology annotation, biological process: defense response to other organism. Bases 112 to 3657 code for a protein of 1181 amino acids. NCBI's taxonomy places the organism in Eukaryota, Viridiplantae, Streptophyta, Magnoliopsida, Zingiberales, Zingiberaceae. The record is from RefSeq and is a predicted model, not a curated record. The transcript is spliced from 2 exons.